Molecule: messenger RNA, 5220 nt
Organism: Colletotrichum costaricense
Lineage: Eukaryota; Fungi; Ascomycota; Sordariomycetes; Glomerellales; Glomerellaceae
Product: endosomal peripheral membrane protein
Exons: 6
Coding region: 1-5220 (1739 amino acids)
Source: RefSeq, a predicted model, not a curated record
AUGACGACCCAGCUCCUGGCCACGGAGCUAACCAACCUCAUCCAAGAGAGCAAACGGAAACACAAUGACCUCCGACAGGCUGCUGAAAAGUCUCUCGAGGAACUCAAAGCGCUUAGAGGAGCUAAUGAAGCUCAAGCUGCCAACGAGCUUGCCCAGAGACCCAACUUUGUGAAUCCCUUCAUCAUCGCAUGUGGCACCAAGAAUGCAAAGUUUACUGGAAUCGCCAUUGUAUGCCUCCAGAGGCUCAUCGUCGCCCGUGCUCUUCCCAGGGGGAAGUUGAACCAGGUCCUCGAAGCUCUGAGAGAGGCAACCUCGGCUGGUCUCGACGUUCAACUCAAAAUCCUCCAGGCUUUGCCGUCAUUAUUGCAAAAUUAUGCCACUGAUCUCAAAGGCGACCUUCUCAUCACCGCUUUGAACAUCUGCUUCAUACUGCAGUCCAGCAAAAAUGCUAUCGUCAACAACACCUCUGCGGCAACCUUACAACAGCUCGUCGUGUCUGUGUUUGACAAGGUCGUUGCCGAAGACAAAACGGCUUCCAGUGGCCCUCCCGCUGGCGAGGCGCCGUCCGGUGAGGGCACAGUUGAGCUGCGCGCUGCGGCGCUGGAUGCGUACAGGAUAUUCAACGACUUAUGCCUCAUGACGGAAAACCAGCGCCCCGAGUACCUGAGAUUCUCCGGUCUGCCACAAACAUUCGGACUGGAACUGAUAGAGUCGGUUCUUACCAACCACGCCGCCGUCUUUUCUACCCACAAAGAACAAGCACACAUCCUACAGAUUCGGGUCAUGCCAUUCAUCACUAGCGCGCUGAAAGGAAAGCCAAACUUUGCUACGUCCGUCAGGCUGGUUCGGAUUCUGUACACCCUCCUACGACGCCAUAUCAACAUUCUCCCAACCGAAAGCGGAGAUGCACUUGAUAUCCUGACGCAUCUACUGGACCAGGACACGGCGACAUGGAAGAGAGCACUGUGUUUAGAAGUGUUCCGAGGUAUCUUCUCAGAGCACGCCUUGAUCAGACGGAUCUUCGUCAACUACGAUGCCAAAGAAGGCGAGAAGGAUGUCCUCAAACACUUGACCGCCACCUUUGUGCGGCUUAGCACCGAGAAACCGUCUGUUAUUGGUCUUGGACACCAAUCAACAAUCCCGGUUAUGAACCCUUAUGCUAGCAUCGCAUCAUCAACCGAUCAAGCCAUGCUCGAGGCCAGCGGCGUCACGGGUAUCAUCAGCGGCUCCGUCAGCGCAGACGGAUCCAAUGUGGGCAUUAGCACGCAGUGGAGUAGCGUCCGGGUCCCUUGCAUCGACCAGCUCGACAAGACCGAGGCACCAUCUGUUCCGGAUUCUUACAUCUACAGCUUGACUUUGUCUUGCAUAGGAUCGCUCUCUGAAGGCCUUGCCAAGUUUAUCCUUCCCCUCACCGUCCCGGGGGAUAACCGCAAUCGCAAGAAGAGCGGGAAGCAGGAAGUUGGACGUGACUCACCGGCACCUGCACAAGAUGAUACAGACGGAUCACGAGCUGCGUUGGAACGAGCAGCAUCAUUCAAGAAGAACCCCGUCCCGCUCAACCCUCUUGCUUUGGAGGAUCAUCCCAUGCACAAAGAAGUCAAAAUUUGCGCCGCCAUCAUUGAGGAAUGCUGGCCUGCCAUUCUUGCUACCUGUUCUACGUUCCUCUAUGCUGCUAUGGACUCUGAAUACUACCACAGUCUGGUGAGGGCAUUCCAAAAGUUUGCGCAUGUCGCCGGCUUGCUUCAGCUGUCUACCCCAAGAGACGCAUUCUUGACGACGCUGGGCAAGGCGGCAGUGCCACCGAAUGUGUUCACGGCAUGCCUGAAUGCUGGGCCAGCUCGACCAACAACACCCACACCGACCACAGAAGCGCCCAACAGCAUUCUGAGCAACGCACGAGGACUACUAAGUGUCGAUAGUCUUGUCACCCAAGCCUCGCCCGUCGCUGACAGAGGUCGACAGCAAGGUCUUGAGGGAAGCCAGAUGACGCUCAACACUCGUAAUCUACUAUGUCUGCGAGCGCUCCUUAACCUUGGCAUUGCUCUUGGUCCGACUCUUGGUUCUUCAUGGCGUAUCAUCCUGGAAACCUUGCAGCAGGCCGAUUUCGUACUGUUCUCCACGAGUAAGACUCCUGGCCGAACGCCACUCGCAACGAAGGGAACAGACCAGCAUGCAGAGGGCGAGGCAAAUGCACUACUCUCCAACUUUAGCAGUGAAGUCCGCGCUGUUGAGACGGCAGCAUCUCGUCUGAUCGAAAGCACUAUUGACUUUCCCAAUGAUGCCUUUGCACAAGUCGUUGAGGCGGUAUGCGAUCUCUUGGAAAGAGCAAAAGAUGAUAAGGCGAAGACAGAGACUGCAGCGCAACCAAAGUCGCCCACAUCAGGAGGCAUGAAGCCGUCGCAAGCUGGCCAACACCGUCGUGUUCUCAGUGUCUCUACAGCAGCUGCCGCGGGACCGAAUCAAGAAGACCACUUUGCUCUGGCCAAGCUGGGUGAUAUUGCUACAAUCAAUAUCGAUCGCUUGCUAUCUUACUCUCCAGACAUAUCGGGAUGGACCCCUCUGACUUCUGAAUUGAUCCAUAUCAUCAAUGCGUCUUCAAUGAACGCUUCCGUAAGGCUGCGAGCGGCAGAAAUUCUCGUCAGACUGGCUCUUGAUGCAGCCAACAUUGCGGCCACAAUGGAGCGUGAGCAAUGCGGUCAAGUUCAAUUGCUUCUCCUCGAGGCUCUCCGCGAUGCACUCUUGCCUCUGCAGCAAGAAGAUAGGGAGGUCACCGUCGCCAGUCAUAGCACCGACGUCGAAAUCCACAAGGUUAUCCUAGAAGGACUGAAGAACCUGCUUGAAAACUGUGGCGAGACACUUGUUAGCGGAUGGGAGAUUGCUUUUGAGAUUAUCGGCUCCAUAUUCAUCAACAAAAAGUUCGCCCUUGGAGAACGUCGGGGCUCCCAGACGAACGUUCUCAUGACCAGAUCAGCGAAGCUUGUCCGGUCUUCUUUCAAUUCUCUUCAACUCAUCUGCUCCGACUUCCUAGCGUCUUUGCCGAAUUCCUGCUUUCUCAUCCUUGUCGAUACCCUUUACAAAUUUUGCUCACAAGAUGAUGACCUCAAUAUUGCGUUAACGACUGUCACGUUUUUCUGGGUCCUGUCAGAUUUCCUUUCCGGCAAGACUGAGACCCUUCCUGUCACGGCCGACCUGAUGCAGGGCUCAAGUAUAUCUGAUCUGGCAGCCUUGGCUGCAAAUUCGGAACACAUCGCCUCAGACGCCGCUCUUUGGAUGCUGUUGCUUUUAAGACUCACGACCGUGACAGCCGAUGAACGACUUGAGCUACGCAAUAGCGCGAUUCAGACCUUGUUGAGAAUCUUUGACGCGUAUGGCGAUAAGUUGAGCCCAGAGGCAUGGUCCACCUGCGUCAAGUCUGUGGUUUUCAAGCUUCUUUCAUCGAUAGAGGAAGAACUCAAGGCCGCCGCAACCAACAGUACCACCCUGCAAGACCGCAAAGAGUGGCACGAGACAGCAUCCGUUGUCUUGACCGGUAUUUCCGAGCUCCUUACGACCUACAUGGAGACACUAUCCACGCAUUCCUCAUUUAAUGCCCUGUGGCAAGAGCUUCUUGGUCACUUUGCUACUCUACUCGAUUUUAAGGUGCUCACAAUCAACACGGCCACGUACAAAGCACUCGGCAAGGUCAUCAAGCUCGACUACGAUCCCGGCAGACCCAUUUUUGACACAAACACUGUCAACGCGGCAUGGGAGCUGUGGUCUCGGGGUACGCCCGUCUCUCUAGACGAAGAGGACGGCAAGAAGGCAGACAACCAAAAUUGCUUGAUUGCCUACGUUGCGGCUUUCCACGAUGUGUAUCAACUCGUCCAGCAAGACCUUACAGUUGAUCGUGUCCGCCAAAUGUUGACCCUCUUCCGCGAAGCCCUGCAACAAGCCACAGUCGGAGCCUACGUGAACGACAUUGAGUAUGUCACGCCGCUGCAGAAUCAAGUCAUGGAAGCCAUCAAGAUGGUGCGAACAGACCUCGCUGGCGUGCCCUCAGCCAUGAUCUCCCAGGUGGCGGAGUUCGUCCGCCUAGCCUUCAGCGACGAAGCCCUCAAGGCGCAGAGCGCAACGCAGCGGAGAACAUAUGUAGCUAUGUCGAAAGCUAGCAUGUCCAUCCUGCAAACUCUUAUCCUUCGCAACGCAUCCGACGUAGAUAUUUACGCUAGCGAGGCUUUCUCCUCGGCCCUCUCGGCCCUCUCCAAGCCCGUUGUCCUCAAAUAUGGCUUCCCCAUUGUCACCAAGUCAGCCCAGCCAUGGCGUCUCGCGACCAACUCGAUUCUCGCCAUCUUGGAAGCCACACUGCCUCAGCUCCGCGCCCUCGAAAUCCCCCGCUCGACACUCCAGGACAUGUGGCAGAUGAUUAUCGGAAUCGCCGACGGUAUUGUAAGCGCAGACACCAACGCUGCGCCCUCAUCAGCAGACCUCUCGGACGACGAAUCCUUUGACAUUGCAUCAUUCCACAAACUUCGCGAACUCAUCAUCCCAUCCCUAGGAGCCGAGGCGAUUCCAGACAAGACACGCAAAGCCUACGCCGAAAGCCUCUUCCGGACCUCUAUCAUCCACGACCCCUCGCCGACCGAGUCCUCCCUCCUCUUCGGCUCCAGCAGCGACGGCGCCAACGGCCUCACAGCACUCUACAAAAAACGCACCGGUCGCACCGUGGACCCGCUCCCGACCCGCCGCGACCGUAUGGCCUACGUUUGCGUCGACGAGCUCUUCUCUCUUGUAUCAACAUACGACGUUGAGAGCCUGCGUAUUGUCGUGCAACCGCCAACACCCGCGUUCCCCCCUCCGCGCUCCGCGACCUCGCACCUCUCGGAGGCGCCGCAGGCCCUGCACAUCCGCAUCGCGCGUACCGUCGCGCCCUUUCUCAUCCUCCGCGCAGCGCUGACCGUUCGGGCGUACAUUGCCGACCAGCCCCUGCGAGGCCGCAUGCCGCAGCCGCUUUCGCAGCGAAAGGAGCUGCUGCGCGUGCUCCGGCAGCUGGUCGAUUUGACGUCCGAGUCGGAUGCCAUCCCCAGCACGCCCAACGUCGAUAGUGAGGGAAGGAAGCAUCUGCUGCGGCUGUAUCCCCUCCUCGUCAGCGCUGUGCAGGUAGCGGGCUCUUCUGGAGACGAGGCGGUGUUGAAGCUCUGCGUGGAGGCUCUCGAGGUUGUUGGCGGUGAGCUAGGGGUUUGA